Messenger RNA from Pectinophora gossypiella (pink bollworm), 3552 nucleotides. RefSeq lists its product as uncharacterized. The transcript is spliced from 2 exons. Bases 1 to 3552 code for a protein of 1183 amino acids. NCBI's taxonomy places the organism in Eukaryota, Metazoa, Arthropoda, Insecta, Lepidoptera, Gelechiidae. The record is from RefSeq and is a predicted model, not a curated record. Gene Ontology annotation, molecular function: nucleic acid binding. Gene Ontology annotation, biological process: DNA integration.
AUGGAUGACUUAGGUCUACGGCCACAAUCUAUAAGUCGCGAUAAGAUAAAUUCAUACUCGCAUUUAAGUGAUUUAAUUGACUUUGUCACGUACGAGAAUGCCACUCCAAGCGUACUCAUUGGAGCGGAACACUGGCAUCUCUCGAUAAACCGAGAGGUUCGGACCGGAGGGAAAAAUGAUCCCGUCGCUUGCUUGACAGCGCUUGGCUGGACACUGUAUGGUGUUGCUUCCUCCCGAACAAAACUCAUUGAAUUUGUAAACCACACCUUUGUGAGGUACGAUGACGACAGUAUUGAAACUCUAUUAAAGGAACAAUAUAAACUUGACUCCAUAGGUAUAAAAUAUACAGACACAUCGCUCAACAAACAGGAUCAACGCGCAGUCGUCAUUUUAGAGGCGACUGCUAGGCGGCUACCCUCUGGUCGUUUUGAAGUAGGUAUGCCUUGGCGCGACGACGUUAUACGCGUCCCUGACAGUCACCCCCAAGCGUUGUCUCGUUUUUUAAGUUUGGAGCGUCGUAUGUCCAAAGAGCCUGAGUUCGCUAAGGCAUACACCGAGUUCAUGAAUAACAUGAUUGACAAGGGUUACGCAGAGGAGUGUUCUCCAGAGUCUUACCACGUUUUUCAUAAAAAAGACUGUGACAACUUGCGGCUUUAUCUCCCACAUUUUGGCGUAUACCAUCCUCAAAAACAAAAGGUUAGGGUUGUGCACGACGCAGCAGCUAGAAACGAGGGUAUAAGUUUAAAUUCCCUGCUGAUCCCUGGUCCUGAUCUACUACAACCUCUUCUCAAAAUUUUAUUUCGGUUUCGGGAAGGCCUCGUCGCGAUGACAGCCGACAUUAAGGAAAUGUUUCCUCAAGUUCGUAUAAGGGAACAGGACAGAGACGCUCUUCGAUACUUGUGGAGGUCAGACAAAUCACAACCCCUUAAAGAGUUUAGGAUGACAUCGGUCAUAUUCGGUGCGUGCUGUAGCCCCUUUGUAGCACAGUUUAUAAAAAACAAAAAUGCUCGCGAACAUGCUCACCAGUUCCCUAAAGCCGUAGACGCCAUCUUGUUCAGUCAUUAUAUGGACGACUACAUCGAUUCUCAAGAUGACGUAAACGAGGCCGCCCAUUUAGCUGCGGACAUAGUCAAGGUGCAUGGUGCAGCCUGUUUCGAGAUGCGAGGAUGGAUCUCCAAUAAGUCAGAGGCACUUAAGCUUGUCCCCGAGGACUUGAGAGCUGUCCAACAAGUGGAGGUUGAUCUUGGUGAGCCAGCUAGUUUCAUACGAGCUUUAGGCAUAGCGUGGUACCCCAGCACAGAUUUUAUAGGGUUUCGCACGGGUUUGACUGAAACGGCGCCAGUCAAAUUGACUAAGAGGAAGGUUUUGUCGCACAUAAUGCGCGUUUAUGACCCUUUGGGUUUGUUAGGGCCCAUUGUUGUACAAGGGCGAAUACUUUUUCAACAAACUUGGCGGACUAACGUCGGCUGGGACACCGACCUUCCCCAAACUGAGGCAUCAAAGUGGUCUGAUUGGUUUCGAGACCUGUCUAAAGUCACGGCGUUAAAGAUUCCGCGUUGGUACUCGGGCGCAAAGGGAUCUGAACCCUCUUUUAGAGAGCUGCAUGUUUUUUCCGACGCGAGCGAGCUCGCUUAUGCCUGUGUUGCUUACUGGCGUUUACUUUACCCCGACGGAAGCAUCAAGGUCGCUCUCAUAGCGAGCAAAGCCAGAGUUUCCCCAUUAAGACCGAUUUCGAUUCCACGCUUGGAACUGCAGGCCGCUUUGAUAGCCUCACGGCUUGGGGUCACCAUCAAGGACAGUCAUCGCAAAAAAUCUAUCCAUUUGAACGUGGCCGAUGAUGCAACGAGGUUGCGCCCUAUAAAUUUGGACGCUACCCAUAGGUGGUUUAGCGGUCCCUCAUUUCUUUUGAAAUCUUCGGAGGACUGGCCCUCAGAGCCAUUGAAUGUCCCACCAGUUCGAGACGAGUUGAAAUGUCCGCGGAACGAAUUGGUGGGAUUACUCACGAUAGGCGCGGUCAUUCCCGACCCAAUCACACCUCCUUUGGACCGUUUUAGUGACUGGGUGCGUUUGUUGCGUGCCACAGCACGAACGCAUCAAGCCGCGGCUUUGUUUAAAAACUGUUUGGCUACCGCUCAUCCACGUCUCCGCCGCUUGUCCACGCCCGCCACGCUGCCGCCUCUCGAUGCCGAUCUCAUGAAAGCCGCAGAAAGGCAUGUUUUACGACGGAUCCAACUCGAGUCAUUCCAGAACGAAAUCCACCUUAUCGUCAACUCGAAGCCAAUCCCCUCGAGCAGCCGCAUUUCCAAACUGUCGCCCUCACUGGGAGAGGACAAGCUCCUGCACUUGGCUGGGCGAAUUAAAGCAGUCGAAAACGUGGACCCCAACGUACGCUCUCCGAUCUUACUCGAUGGACGUCACCCAGCUGCCCGAUUAUUGGUCGAACAUUACCAUCGGCGAGCCGGCCAUGCCAACCAUGAAGCAGUCAUCAAUGAAAUUAGACAAAGGUUUUGGCUUCUCAGACUCAGAAACACCGUCAGAACCGUAGCGAACCGAUGCCUACAAUGCAGAAUACGAAAAGCCGCACCGUUGAAUCCACCGACAGGAGAUCUGCCGCCACAAAGACUGGCUCACCAUCAGCGGCCGUUCACUUUCACUGGCCUCGAUUAUUUUGGCCCCGUAAACGUGACUGUCGGCCGCCGCCACGAGAAACGAUACGUAGCGCUCUACACAUGUCUCACGACGAGGGCUCUACAUCUGGAAUUGGUGCAUAGCCUGUCCGCUGAUUCGGCGAUUAUGAGUCUUCGCCGCUUCAUAGCCAGAAGAGGACAACCAGAUACCAUUUUCUCCGAUAAUGGCACGGCGUUUGUGGGAGCAAAUCGGAUUCUUCGAGAAUUUUUUAACGAAAAUGUACGAGACUUCGUGGCUACCAAGGCGAUCCGCUGGAAGUUUAUACCCCCGGCAGCUCCCACUUUUGGAGGUGCGUGGGAGAGGAUGGUGAAAACCGUGAAGGUGGCCCUGGGAGCGACUCUGAAGGAAAGGUCGCCCAAAGAGGAAACUUUAGCGACGCUUUUGGCGGAGGCUGAGGCGAUCGCCAAUUCGCGACCUCUCACGCACGUCUCCGUGGAGCCUGAUGACCCGACGACCAUCACGCCAUUUCAUUUUUUACUUGGAGGGUUGCCAGCUCAAGUAUCUACGCCGGAAACUGCAGACUGCAACCUUUUUGGCCGAGCAGAGUGGAGAAAAGCCUUACGCCUCGCCGACCUGUACUGGAAACGCUGGGUGCGCGAGGUGCUCCCGACAUUACAGCCCAGACAGUCUACCCGGAGUCACGCAACGGUUCGAGUUGGCGAUACAGUCAUAAUCUGCGACGGGACACUGCCCAGAGGAUUGUGGCCACUUGGUCGGAUCAGCCAGCUUCACCCCGGGCGAGACGGAGUCUGCAGGGUGGUGGACGUGGACACAGCUGCGGGCACGCUGCGCCGCCCCCUCAGAAAGAUUGUGGAAAUUGGUGCAAUGCUGCACGAGGGGGAGGAUGUUGCGAACUCUUCGUAG